UGGAGGUUCAUUGAGUAAAGCUGCACACUUUCACAACAGCACCCGAGCGGCAACACCUUCACAUUUACUGGAUACAGCCUCAAGAAACAGAUAUGUCCGCUGAAAAGAAGCCCAAAAAGAAGAAGCCUGAGUCGAUUCCAGCGGAGACCAAUGGAAGUGAUGCCAAACCCAAGAAGACAAAGAUGAAGAAGAGCGGCGACCAGUCGACAGAGAGCAGUCCUGCCACUCAGAACGGAGAGAAGACGAAGAAGAAGAAACUAGACAAGGACAAGGAAUCAACAGAGAAGGAGAAGGAAACCAAGAAGAAAGCCAAAAGUGCCCCGAAGAAGAAAAAGAGUUCUACAGAUGACGAUGAUGAUGAUGAAGAUGAUGGAGAGACAACUCCUCAAAAGAAGACGAAGAAAAAGCCUGCAAAAGAAAGCUCCGAUACAAAGGAAAAAGAGAAAGAAAAAGACAAGAAGUCCAAAUCAAAAGAUGCCAAAGAGGAUGCAGACAGUAAAGGAAAAUCUAAAACCAAGAAGAAGGAACCCGCCUCCAUGUUUCAGAUAAAUGGAGAAAAGCCUGAAACCAAGAGUAAAAAGAAAGCGGCCAAAUCCGAGAGUGAAGAAGAGAGCGAACCCGAAACCAAAACUAGCAAGACCAAGAAGAAGAGCAGCUCAAACACAGCCUCCAUGUUUCAGACCGGAGGAGACAAAGACAAGGACAAAAAGACAAAAAAGACCAAAAGUUCUGCAAAAGCGGAAGAGACUGAAGACUCUGAUUCAGAAGUGACGCAGAAAAAGAAAAAGGGCAAAGGGAAAAAAGGCAAAAAGGAGGAGCGAGCACCUUCUCCAGUCAUCGAGUUUAACAAUCUGGAGGAGUUUGUGCUUCAACCUGCAGAACAAGGAGUCACAGUGAAGUGCAAAGUGACCCGUGACAAGAGAGGGAUGGACAAAGGCCUUUACCCAACAUACUACCUGCAUCUGGACAACGAGAAGAAAGUGUUUCUGUUAGCGGGAAGGAAGAGGAAAAAAAGCACAACCUCAAACUACCUGUUCUGUUGAAGUCAG
This is a messenger RNA of Danio rerio (zebrafish), 1049 nucleotides long. Lineage: Eukaryota; Metazoa; Chordata; Actinopteri; Cypriniformes; Danionidae. The record is from RefSeq and is a predicted model, not a curated record.